Plutella xylostella (diamondback moth) is the source of this 2256-nucleotide messenger RNA. RefSeq lists its product as uncharacterized. Lineage: Eukaryota; Metazoa; Arthropoda; Insecta; Lepidoptera; Plutellidae. The record is from RefSeq and is a predicted model, not a curated record.
GCAGAUGUCGCUAGUAGAAAUUUAAAAACGGUCACCAAACCAAAAUAUAAUAUUGAAAUGAAUCGAAAACAAAGCUCAGUUACCACAAAACAACGAACAUUAUUAAGAAGCACAUUUACUCUCACUUUUGCAGUAGAAAUCCUGAAUGAGGGAGUGUGCGACGACGACGACUGCAGUGAGGAGUGGCUGGACCUCGGCGAGGAGCUGGCUGGACUCCACAUUCAAUACGAGCUGUAUCCCGGCCAUAAGUAUGAUUUGACCAUCUCGUUGUGGCCGCAUUGUGCUAAGGUGACGUCAGCAGGGGGCGCGUGCUGGGUGCGGCGCUGGCGGCUGCUGCAGCGGUGCUGGUGCUGCUUCUCGAUCUCACACGCCUUUCCCGUCAGGGUCGACCAGCUCAGGACUCAUGAUGUGCUGGUCACAGUCACUGGUGGUGCGCCUAGCGGUUCAUCCGCCGCUCCCGGCCGCGUGUGCCUCCCCCGCGUCCCCCCGCACCUGCAGCGCUACUUCGCCCCCGUGUGGCUGCCCGGGGACGAGGCCCCGCCGGCGCUGGAGCGGCAGGUCCGGGGCUGGUUGGAUGAGCUGGUGGAUCAGGUCGUGCCCGCGACAAUCUUUGAUGUGGUGUUUGAUGUGCCGUGUGUUGUGGCAGAUGUUCGACACCAAGAGGCUAUAAUAGCUCAUCUCAAGGAGAGGAUUCUUAACCGGAAGCCUCCCGAAGAAGUACCAAGCGCUCCACCAGAACCAGAGACCACAGAGGCAGAGAAGAAAAAAGGGAAAAAUACUAAGAAGAAAAAGGAAAGCGCUGUAAAAGGAAAAGGCUCAGCAAAGAAAAAGGCAACGCCAAGUUAUCAGAUGAAGCUGAGCGGCGAUGAACUCCUCGCUGGGUUGGGCGGCGUGACGGUGUUCCCCGCCGCCCCCGCGCCCCCCGGACUGGGCGAGGCGGUGGCGCUGAUAAGCUGCGGGGGACUCCCGGCCGCGGACGACCAGCCCCUGCUCACGACCCGCGUGGGGGCGCUGGGCCCGCUGCCGCUGGGGGCGCUCAGAGACGCCGGCAUAGCGGAGGUGUACGCGACCUGGUCCCUCGGCCCGCACGUGUUCACUACCCCCCACGCCCCGGUGCCUGCGGGGCCGGGGGAGGGGGUCAUUGACCUGCAGUAUGCGCGCGCGCUGCCGCUGUCGCGAGACCAGGCCACCGCCGCGCUGCUGGGGACCCUGCAGGAUAGCAGUGUGCAGGUUCAGCUUCGAGGAAUCCGUAAAAUAGAAGACCCAGUGAAAGCACCUCAGUUGUUCGGCAGACGUGACCGCUCAUUCCCCGACGCUCACCUCCCACUCCUGUCGCCAGAACCAAGUGACGUCAUCAUCGCUGUGUGUUCCGUGGAUGCAUCGUCACUCGCUCGCGGUGACAAUGCCGUUGUGAGGGGAGAGUACUUCCUCAAUCCACCAAUCAUAGACGACAGUCUCCACCGAGCCGCUCUGUGUACCAAUGCCAAUGACGUCAACGGAAUCAGAGCGCCUGCACUAGCAGUCCCGGCUCACAUCAUACUUGAAGCACAGGUGACCCUCGAAGUGUCCAUUGCAUUCGUUGGCUGUAAACCUCCUCAAUUAACUGGAGGUUUCUCAAGGUUUUUCUGUUUGAGCAAAGACAGCAACGCUAUAAUUUCGUUAGGGCUGAAGAUGAAGGAAAUCAACACCAAGUUAGCAGCCGAGGAUAAGGAAGAUCAGUUGUUGACUGGCUUCGUCUGUUGCACCGGGACAGCUUAUUUCAUGUUCCUGGAAGGACCUAAGGAUGGGGAGAUACUGCAGAUAUGGACCCUCACUGAGGAACAUCGUGAAAGAAUCCAGACAUUCUUCUCGACAGCUGCCACGUAUACUACUAGAAUCUAUCCAGACUUGAUGACGUCAUCUAUGCCGGUCAUAAUGGUGCAGCUGUCGGCUCCUCUGCAGGCGCUGGCGGCGUGUCCCGCGCCCACCCCGCUCACCAGGGCGGUCCUCAAGCUGUCCCGGCUGGUGUCCUCCCGCCUCCACACGGCGCCCGCCGCCGCCGCGCUGCCCUCCGCCGCCGAUCUGCGGGCGCUGGGCCUCGACAUCACAGAGCCCUGAGGAGUGACUUUAUAGCAUGAGUUACAAGUUAUAACUAAACCGUCUUAUGACAGUUAUCACUAUGGAGGUGGAACUUAGGAAGGAGCAACAAGCAAUAAUGAAUGAAAAGAAGUCAGAAUUUCUAUUGGAAUCUACAAUCUAUUAAAAUCUAGCAAUCUU